ACUUAUUCGAGGAGAGGAAUGUAGCGUUCCACUGACAGAGCAGCAAGAAUGCAGGAGAAAUAAUUAAAACUUUUCCAAGGAAAAGGUACAGCUGAGCGUGAGGGAGAACGUCGUCGAACCGAACAAUGAGCACUGACAGGAUUUUCUGCCGUGAUGAGUAUAUCCACACAUCACCUUGACACUACAAAGUGAAGGAGUGUUUGAAUAACGUACAAUGCUAGAAAGUGGAGCAGGGAUCCCAUAAGGAGGUCAUUCAUUCACUGUGCUUUCUUAACUGAAACUCUCCGCAGAACAAUGACGCGUUCUCCAGCCUCCUAUAAGACGUGGCCAGCCUCACUUUUUCUGGCUCUAACACAAUGAGCCAGACCAGGGACUUCGUUUCUCCUUUGGUCUCCUUUUGGACAAACUCUGAAGUCCAUUUAUUGUCUUAUUUGACAAAAAUGAUUUUCAGCGUUGCUCAUGGUUGUUUUUUGUGGUUAUGCGUGGAAACAUCUGUGCACAAUGUACACACAUCUCUUUAUUGUCUGCUUGGUUUUAUGACUAAUAUCCUCUGCUGACUCUGUUGGUAUUCAGGCGUAACCAAGUAUAUCUCUGGUAUGUGCGAUACAUCUUUUUGUUUUUGUUCUUCUUCUUUUUUUUUGGUUUUGAGGUUUUGGUUAUAUACAUUUCCUUGGCAUUCCGAGGGUUUCACACAAAUGUGUUUACAGUUGUACACAAAAGAACUUCUAUAGAUGAGUUCAGACAUGUGAGUCAGCUGCUUCCUAAAACUUUGACAGUAUAAUGCUGUCACACAAUUACAAGUGUGUGCACUUGUGCAGUCACAUUAUCUGAACACAGCAUAACUGAAAUCAUGAUCACUAUGCUGUUUAAUGAAAGAUUUGGACUUAAAUAGUAAGAGUCGUGCAGGCGGGUGUAUAAGAUAAGAUAAGAUGACCUUUAUUAGUCCCAAGCAUGGGAAAUUUGUUUUGUCACAGCAGGAAGUGGACAGUGCAAAAGUUCUGAAGCAAAAAUUAGAAUACAAUAAGAAUAAAUACAGUACACAACUGUACAGAAUAGAAUAAAAUAAAAUACUAUAUACGGUAGAAUAAAAUAGAAUAAAAUAUACAAUAGGAUAAAAAUAGAAUACAAAUGCUGUAUACAACUGAGUAAAAAAUAUAACGAUGCCAGAAAGGAUCGUUGUAUGCAGUAUGCAGGUUAAAAUCAGCAAAAGCCUGCACAAAUGAAGAUGAAUGCACCGCUGAAUUUUAAGUAAUGCCAAGCUCACUUUCUCUAUAAAACAGAAUAAAACAGAGGUGAGAUCAGCAGUUCAAAUAUCUGACAGGAAAAAGCACAGAAACAAGAACCAGUGUAUAUCCUGUCUGUUUCAGCAGUACUGCUUUGUGAUCAGAAUAAAAAGGCUCUGAUGAGUUGUAAAUGUUACAGAAAAGGUCAUGGUGAUAGUUGAUAUGUGGAUAUAUUCCUUUAUAUAACCAUGCAUAUUUUUAUACUUUUCCUCCUGAUAUAACUGUAUUUGUAGGCCAAGCUAACUUAAGAAUCUAAUAAAUCUCAGAGUAUUUAUCCAAAUACUAUUUUUCUGAAAGUAGUAUUUAUCUGAAAAUAGGGGCUCAACACAUAUGUCAAACCAAUUCAAAUUUGUCCUCUUAAAUAAAAAAUAAAAAAAUAAAAAGGGCAGACAUUUAAUGCAUUGUAAAAUGACUUUAGUCACAAAUUUUGAUGUUAGUGAAUUUGGUGUUGCCGGUUGUGGACCUCAUUUUUUUUUCACAUGUAAAUACUAAAGUCUUUUGAAGUAGAUCAGUGGCGUUUUCUCAGGAACCACAGCCCCUGACUUUAAGUGGCAGGUCACCACAGACAGUAUCAAACUGCCCCCUACUGGCGUGACACAUCAAUACACAAUUUCUUUAAUAAAGAAAAAAGAAAAGGCGCUCAUGUAAAGCAAUUUAAGGGUGCAAUCUGUCCUUUUUCAUGAAUAUAGCCACCAUCGUAUAACAAUCUGCGCCAACAAAUGUACUCUAAAGUAGAAAGGUGCGCAAAUAAUGUAUAAGACUUCAAGGUUUUUCACAAGGAAAACAUCUGUAGGAGUUCUAUACUUUAAACGCAAAAGUUUUGCACUCAUACAAUCUGCUGUACCCAUAAUAAUGCACUGUAAUAUUGGAACAUCAUGUUAUUGUAUAGCAAGUUUGAUUAAUGUGUGUCAAGUUUUUUGUUUGUUUGUUUUGGGUUUAUAUUCUGUCUUUUGGCUCGCUAAAAACAAAAACCCAUGAAAAAAGCCUGAGAAAGAGCUUUAGAGGAAGUUAUCUCAGACAGUGCAGCAAAGCGAGAGGAAGAGAGCUGAAAUAGGAUUCUCUGUGGUUAGCACUUGUAAUAUCAAGCAGCUGCAUGCUGACAUGGUUAGAUUAACCACUCUGCCACAAUACAACGGCUGCACUACAGAGCCUCUGUGUGAUCUUCCAGAAUGGACGGAGACACAACUACUGUAGACUAUUUCUACAUUUCUGACGGAAACUACAGUUACAAUUUUUCAAUUUAUGAUCUCCAGGAAGAGUGUGAAAAACCCCUUAAUGGCUCAGAGUAUUUUUUGCCUACAAUUUAUUUCCUGAUAUUUUUCACAGGAUUUGUGGGCAACCUCCUUGUGAUCCUAGUGGUGGGAAACAAGAAGAGAGGUGGUCGUCUCGUGGACACCUUUGUUGUCAACUUGGCCCUGGCUGACCUUAUCUUUGUCCUCACGCUGCCACUGUGGGCCAUUUCUGCAAUGCAGAAAAAUUACUGGAACUUUGGGCUAUUUAGCGACUUUCUCUGCAAGAUGAGCAGCUACAUAAUUGCUGUGAACCGCUUCUCCAAUAUCUUCUUCCUUACUUGCAUGAGUGUUGAUCGCUACCUGGCUGUUGUGAAGCUGAUGGAUUCAAGGUACCUCAGGAGUAGUUUGUGCAUUCGUGCCACUUGUCUUGCAGUGUGGGCAAGCUCCCUGGUGCUUGGCAUCCCAUCUCUGGUGUACCGGAAAGUAGACGAAGAUGAAAAUAUCUGUACAGAGGAUCAAAGUUCACUUUUUUUUCUUGGAAUGAGCCUGGUCAUGGCCUUACUCACCUUUAUCUUCCCGGUGUUUAUCAUUGUCCUCUGCUAUGGCACCAUCAUCAUACACCUCAACAAGCACUGCGCUGCUGCGGGAAAUCCUCGAGCUGAAGCGCGCCGCAAGCACUCCCUGAAGAUGGUCCUCUGCAUCAUAGCGGCCUUUGUGGUGUCCUGGCUCCCCUACAAUGUUUUUAAAUCCAUCACAGUUAUUUUACGUCUCACAGGCGUUAAAGCCAGCUGUCAAGUUCACUCACAACUUAAAAACGGGCUCAUCAUCUCCUGCUGCCUGGCAUUCCUCAACAGCUGCGUGAACCCAGCCAUUUACUUUUUCUUGGACCAUCACUUCAGACGACGCGCCGAGAUGAUGUACAAAACCUGCUUGGGAAAGCCAAAGAUGCUGCAGAGCUUCAACUCUUCAGCUUCAUUCACCAACGGCUACACUUCAGACAGCAAUGGAACAACUGGUGGGAGAAGUCAAAUUCAAAUGGUUUAGUAGGAGGAAGAUUGUUCUCGUGAACUCUGGAGGUGUUAAAGUAAUAAUGUUACUGCCACCCUUAAGAUCAAUUUAACAUCUCGUUUGUACAUCAUUAUAUGUUUUGGGUUUUGAUUUUGUUAGUACUAUACUGGCCUUUUAUUGCAUUGUAACAUAUUAAGCAUGCACAUGUUACUUGGAAAAGUGUGAUAUGGAUUUUUCUUAAAUUGCAGUUUUCCCAUGAUAUCUGCUUUGUAUGAAAUUUAUUGAUAUUGUAAAUAUUUAGCAUUAAUAGACAAUACCCUACAGUUGCAUUAAUUUAGAAAUGUAAAUAACAUUUAACAUUUGUAGCUGAACAGAUAAUUUGUAAAAGUGGAAAAUGAAUAUCAAAAAAUAUUCUGUGUCUUCUGUGUAUAAUUUUUAUCACUAUUAUAAUUGUUUUGUAUAUUUGCAUAAUAUGGUUGCAGUUAAUAAAUGGAAUCUGAUAAAAAUGUUGUGGG
This is a messenger RNA of Oreochromis niloticus (Nile tilapia), 4038 nucleotides long. RefSeq names its product G protein-coupled receptor 25 (gene gpr25). The transcript has a single exon. Gene Ontology annotation, molecular function: C-C chemokine binding; C-C chemokine receptor activity. NCBI's taxonomy places the organism in Eukaryota, Metazoa, Chordata, Actinopteri, Cichliformes, Cichlidae. Bases 2453 to 3559 code for a protein of 368 amino acids. Gene Ontology annotation, biological process: positive regulation of cytosolic calcium ion concentration; calcium-mediated signaling; immune response. Gene Ontology annotation, cellular component: membrane; external side of plasma membrane. The record is from RefSeq and is a predicted model, not a curated record.